GACAAGUACGGUGCCAUAGAGUCACUGUGCCAGAUCAUUGCUUGUCUAAUGCUGAGAUAGAGUGGUCCUGAGGAGUUGGAUGGCUGAGCCUGUGGGAGCUGUGAAACCCUGAGAGUUUUGCUUUUACCUUCCUGGUUCCAAUCUGCAACAGAAAGAUCUACUUGCUACUUUGUAUCAGCCUCGAGUGCAGCGGGAGAGUAGAGAGGGUCCGCAUCUGAUUGGAUCUGGAUAUUAAAACUUGUUGCUGGGUCUCUGCUCAGAGGAAAGAUGGAGCUAUGUACAAUGCUCAGUGUGAUCACCGCGUGCCUGUUCUCGAUGGGAGUUUUGCUGGGGUUUGGAGAAGGUUCUGCUCUCGUGUUACCAGAUAGUAGGACACAUACUCGAUCUCUAGAGAAGAGCGCGUGGAGAGCAUUCAAAGAAUCGCAGUGUCACCACAUGCUUAAACACCUUAACAGUGGAGCCCGUGUCACUGUGCAGAUGCCCCCAGUUAUUGAAGGUCAUUGGGUUUCUACAGGAUGUGAAGUGCGAUCCGGACCAGAAUUUAUCACAAGAUCCUACAGAUUUUACAACAAUAAUACAUUCAAAGCAUAUCAGUUCUAUUACGGAAAUUACCAUUGUACAGACCCUACUUACACUCUGGUUAUCCAUGGCAAAACACGGCUUCGCCAAGCUUCCUGGAUCAUCCGAGGUGGAACAGAAGCGGAUUACCAACUGCAUAAUGUGCAAAUCAUUCCUCACACUGAAGAAGUGGCAGAAAAACUUACCUGGAUGGUAAACCAGUCCUGCCCCGACUUUAUCCCAGCUGAUAAACUCUUGGAAGUAGAUGUUGCCUACGAUUUGUGGAGAGAAGAAAAUGGUUUUAAGUGUGGUUUUAGGUGUGUGAAAGCUCUUAACUUUGCAAUGCAUGAGCUCCAGCUGAUCCGGGUAGAGAUACAAUAUAUGCACCACAAUUUGGACCAUUUAUUAGAGGAGCUAUUCCUAGGGGACAUUCAUACAGAUGCUUCACAGAGGAUGUAUUAUAGACCAUCUAGUUACCAGCCCCCACUACAAAAUGCCAAGAACCACGAUCAGUCAUGCGUUGCCUGCAAAAUCAUUAUCCACUCAGACGAAUACCACCCUCCAAUAUUGCCUCCCAAAGCUGACUUGACAGUCAGACUGAACGGACAGUGGGUCAGCCAGAGAUGCGAAGUGCGUCCUGCGGUCUUGUUCUUAACCAGACACUUUAUUUUCCAUGACAGCAACCACACCUGGGAAGGAUUUUACUACCAUUUUUCAGACCCCAUUUGCAAGCAUCCUACUUUCACCAUUUAUGCCAAAGGCCGUUACAGCAGGGGAUUACACUCCACUAAAGUCAUGGGUGGGACAGAAUUUGUGUUCAAAGUAAAUCACAUGAAAGUAACCCCCAUGGAUUCUGCCACUGCUUCCUUAUUAAAUUUCUUCAAUGGGGAUGAGUGUGGGCCGGAGGGUUCGUGGAAAGUUGGUAUUGAGCAGGAUGUCACUCACACCAAUGGUUGCGUAGCACUUGGAAUAAGGCUACCACACACAGAAUAUGAGCUCUUUAGAAUGGAGCAAGAUACUCGAGGAGUUUACUUGCUCUAUAAUGGCCAAAGACCAAGCGAUGGCUCCAGCCCAGAUAGACCUGAACGGAGAGCGACCUCUUACCAAGUGCCUCUUGUCCAAUGUGCCUCCUCCUCUCUGUUAACUGAGGGGACCCUGGAAGGACAUCAAAAAGCCCAGAACAGGAAUUCUGCAACUGACCACACUCGCCUAUACUGGCUUUCCAAUGUUGUACUUGUGUUUAUUUGUACUAUUCUACAUUUGGACCUUCUAGCCUAAAAAUAAGGAGGAACAAAUUCUUUCGCUGUUAAAUUUGGAUAUUAUGGGACCAAGGAUAUCUAUUUCUUUGUGGAAAUUACAUUUGUUUACUUGACGCACUUGGAUGCCUGAGAACUGUUGCCCCAUUGUCAUUCAUAUCCCUUCCUUCCCCUUCCCUCUCUUCCUUUGGUCUUCUUUUAAACAGUCGGACAAUUGUGUUUGAAGUUUGGUCUUUGAACUUCGCCCAGCUCGACCUUGCCUUAUGUGACUGCACAACAGUAAUUGCACUUUAGGUCGGCAGACACCAUUCUGUUAAAAUAUUGCUGGAGCUUAAUUAGUUUACAGAAAUAUUAAGCCAUGUUUUGUCUGUACCUUAUUGCUGUUGUGAAACUUUCCACAAAUGCCAUUUUUAAGCAGUGUUGAAAUAGCAGGAUUUAUUUUGUACAGUAUUGUGUCGCUACCUAAAUAUUGCUCGUUUUAUAUUUGAACUUCUCUGGGAUCUAACGGACUGUUUUUUUGUUUUUUUUAACCCACCAGAAAAUAGAAAAUGACAAAAUAUUUGCUGUAAAUAUCUGUUUAAUGUACAUAAAUGUAAAUGAAAGAUUAAUUGAUUUAUAUUAACAUAUUACAUGUUUUACACCAAAGAAUAAAGAUGAGACAGUUUUAAAA
Molecule: messenger RNA, 2484 nt
Organism: Pelobates fuscus (common spadefoot toad)
Lineage: Eukaryota; Metazoa; Chordata; Amphibia; Anura; Pelobatidae
Gene: APCDD1
Product: APC down-regulated 1
Exons: 5
Coding region: 268-1836 (522 amino acids)
Biological process (GO): negative regulation of Wnt signaling pathway
Cellular component (GO): plasma membrane
Molecular function (GO): Wnt-protein binding
Source: RefSeq, a predicted model, not a curated record